Molecule: messenger RNA, 351 nt
Organism: Alternaria burnsii
Lineage: Eukaryota; Fungi; Ascomycota; Dothideomycetes; Pleosporales; Pleosporaceae
Exons: 2
Coding region: 1-351 (116 amino acids)
Source: RefSeq, a predicted model, not a curated record
AUGAUCCCUUCGCGCACUGAGAAUCGCAUGCCGAUUCCUCGUCUUAUGUCCAAGUUUGUUGCGCUUUCCAAGAUAGCUAUCCAAGCGGCUUGUGGCGCCCAGUGCUCGGCCACGUCAGGCACGCUAUCAACACCACGUCUCCACAGCAACGACACCAACACCCCAGCAAGCCCAACCUCGUGCAUGUGCCCAGCCGCUGAUUAUACAUAUUCGCUACCGAUAUUCACAUGCGCCCGAGAGCUGGCGAAGACGAUUGAGCGUGUUAUUCUUCCUUUCGUGCUUUUUCAGGCGUUCUAUCAAGUGCAUGCUAGCCCCUCGUUUCUACACCGCGCUUUCGUUACACUGCUAUAA